Molecule: messenger RNA, 834 nt
Organism: Cryptosporidium ubiquitum
Lineage: Eukaryota; Apicomplexa; Conoidasida; Eucoccidiorida; Cryptosporidiidae
Exons: 1
Coding region: 1-834 (277 amino acids)
Source: RefSeq, a predicted model, not a curated record
AUGAGUAGUUUAAAAGAUUCUGUGAUUAGCUUUCAAAAAAAUACCGGGGAAAUAGUAGAAGAACACUUUGAAAAACUAAAAUCUCAGGUUGAUAAUAAGAUUUUGGACAUUAACAAUUCGAAAGUUUCUCAAACAGGCACUAUAGUUAGAUAUAAAUCAAAAGAGUCAAUCUACAGCUCUUGUGACUUUUUAGAUUUGGAAUCUCUUUCUGAAAAUGGAACCAAUCUAGGGGAAUUAAAUAAAGGUACAAAAGAAGCAAAGCUUGUGUCUAAUUGCAGCUCUAAUUUAGAUGAAUAUUUGGAUACCUGCAGCAAGUCAAUAAUUAGUAGAAAUAGUAGUCUUUUAUCAGUAGAAAGCAUAACAUUUGAGGAAAAUAGCGAAUGCGCACUUCAAGAAUAUCGAAAAAAUUGUGUGAAAAGUAUAGAUAGUGCUGAAUUAGAUGAUCUAUCCAGCAUGAAUGUAAAAGUAUGUAGAGAAAACGAAAUAUUCAAUGACAACUUGAACAGAAAAUUUUCAGGAGAUCAAGACCCUACAAAACCAGGAUUUCUAAGUAAGUUAUCAACCAAAUUCUGGAAUUUUGAGGAGAGUUUGAGUUUGUCAAAGUUUGAUUCAAUUAGUGGAAUAAAAACUUUUUUACUGGGGAAAACUGGAUAUCAAAAUACCUUUGGGAGUGAGCAAAAUACUCCCAAUUAUGUUUUUUCGGGUCCUGAGCUAGAAGAUGGACAUGUGUUUUUUGCAAAUUCAAGAGAUGGUUAUGAUUCACAAAGAAGUGAGUCAGAUACAAGUGAAGAAAGCGUUAGAUAUCCUUUAAUAAAUUUUGAUACAAUAAAUUAA